CGGGGGUGUGUGUGAGAAGGGCGCAUGCGCGACGGGGCCCUGCGUCAGGUGACUCGUAGAGGCUGCUGGGAGUUGACUGUACCGCACCGAGCGCGAGCGGGAGGUUGGGUGCACCCUGCCUGCCGGAGCGGGGCGAGAGUAAAAAUGGCCUCAAGACGAAUUACGCGGGAGACUUUUGAUGCUGUGGUGCAAGAUAAAGUUAAAAGGUAUCGGAUGGACCGAAAUGAUGCUAUAGAAGAGACAAUCCAUCAUUUUAAAGCUCAUUCAAGAUCGGUUUCAAGACCCAGGUAUGAAGACAGUUUUCAUGAUGAUGGAAGAUAUUCACAUGAUGGUCCCUCCUCUCAUGACGAUUGGAGAGGAGAUGCUAGAGAGGACUAUCCAGGGCCUUCUUAUAGAUCUAGUAGCCCUCUCAUGAGGAAAGAUAACUACUACCAUGAUCACUAUGGCCGCCCUGGGUCUCGGGACCGGGACUAUGGCCGCCCUGGGUCUCGGGACCGGGACUAUGGCCGCCCUGGGUCUCGGGACCGGGACUAUGGCCGCCCUGGGUCUCGGGACCGGGACUAUGGCCGCCCUGGGUCUCGGGAAUCCUCUAGAUUGCAUGACACUGACUUUGGCUCUUCUGAGCUCUUGGGUGAUUUUAGGUCACCAGGACUUGUGGAAGAGGAGUAUGGGAACAUAGAGAGUCAGGAUUAUGACCUGGAAUACGGACUUCAAUCUGAGAGUGAGUUCAGACCGCCAGUACGCAGAGGCAACAUGAGUAGAGGAAGGAUUCUGCGAGGAAAACAUAUUACAAGAGGCCUGAUUAAAAAUAAAGUAUUUAAAGGAGAUAUCAAAACUCCUCUAAAGAAAUGGAACACCAAAAAAACACUACCAGUGACUAAUCAGAAGUCAACUCUGCAACCUGAUCAGAUGCCAGAAACUACAGAACAAUCUAACCAGAGGUCUGCAAUUGCCCAGCGCCUUAAUCAGAAGCUAAUCCUACGACCUAAUCAGAGAUCAACUCUGACAACGCAAAGGCCUGUCAUCCGAAUUCGUAAGUCUGAGCAUGUUCUCAGACAUCUUAAUUUUGAUCUUGUGGACAAGUCUGACAUAUUCUCAACCUUUGGAAUAGAAAUAAUAAAAUGGGCUGGAUUUCACACAAUAAAAAAUGAUGCAGAAUUUCAACAGCUGUUUGGGGCUCUCUUUGAGCUGGAGACAGAAACGUGUGCAAAAAUGCUUGCUUCAUUCAAAUGCUCACUAAAGCCAGAACACAGAGAUUAUUGUUUCUUUACCAUCAAAAAUUUACAACAUGCUGCUUUGAAGACUCCCAAAGUAGACAAUGAGUUCUUAAAUAUGUUGUUGGACAAGGGUGCCAUGAAGACUAAGAACUGCUUCUUUGAAAUAAUAAAGCCUUUUGAUAAGUACAUGAUGAGACUCCAAGAUCGUCUUCUAAAGAGUGUCACACCUCUGCUUAUGGCCUGUAAUGCCUAUGAAUUAAGCAUCAAGACAAGUGGUUUCAGUAAUUCUGGAGAAAUGGCAGGUGCUUUUGAGACCACCAUUUCUCUGUGUCGUAAGUCCUUGGCACUUCUGGGUCAAACGUUUGCAUUAGCUUCUGCUUUCAGGCAAGAGAAAAUACUUGAAGCUGUUGGUCUUCAGGAAAUGGCUCCAGCACCAACAUCAUUCCCAAAUUUUGAUGAUUCAACAUUAUUUGGAAGAGAGUACAUAGAGAACUUGAAAGCUUGGCUUGAGAAAAGUGGCUAUCCAAUUCAGAUGAAAAAAAUAGAACCUGAGUCCACAAUACAGCUUAAAAAAACUGCUCCUGAUACAAGACCUAAAAUGAAGAUUCCACAGCGUGCUGAUCGGAGAGUUGUAGAGACGAUUGAAAAGCUAGUGAACAGUAUUGUUACAGGUACUUUGUCAGCAAAAGAGAGAACUGCUCAGAAGAGCUGCCCUGAAUAUUGGUUCUUGUCUGAGGAGGAUAGUCUAGAAUACAAAUAUUACAGACUGAAGUUAUCAGAGAUGCAAAGAUUGACAUCAUCUACAAAGGAGGGAGGCAGAGAGGGGAAAACACCAGAAGAAUCUGCAACAGAAUCAGUGAGGGCAAUGUUGUAUGCGAGGAAAGUAGCAAGUAUCAAGAAAAGGCUCUUUAAAAGAAAAAGACUUGGAAUUUUUACACAACAUGGAGUUAGAGGCAGGAAAGUGAGAAAAUCAACCAUAGGGACACAGACUGUGCUUUCAGCUGGUACGAUGCUGAAACGUCAAGACAAGCUCACCCAAGGUUCAGUUCAGUCAAAACCGUCCAUAUCAGAAAUCAGCAUGUCUGAGAAGAACUCUUCAUUGGACACAGCUGGAUCCUCACAGCAUGCCACCAGUCCAGAAGUUUCUCUGUCGCUGGAAGAAGUGGCAGACACUGAGGAUUUAUCAGCAUCCACUGGACAUUCCCAGUCACUGUUGUCUCAAUUUCCUGACGUGGAUGCUAAAACAAUGGAAACUGCUGAGAAGCUGGCCAAGUUUGUUGCUCAGGUUGGACCAGAAAUUGAGCAGUUCAGCAUAGAUAACAGUGCAGAUAACCCAGAUCUUUGGUUUCUACAAGACCAAAACAGUUCUGCUUUCAAAUUUUAUCGAAUGAAAGUCUAUGAAUUGUGUCCAUCCAUCAACUUUAGUGCUGUUUCGGAAAUAGCUGCACCUGGGGAAAGUGAUAAACCUGAAGAAAGAAAUUUGGAUAAUUUAGAAGAGGAGGAGGAAGAGGAGGAGGAGGAAGACAAUGAGGAGGAAGAGGAAGAAGCUGAACUUGAAGAGAAUAUCUCCCAAACCUUGGAAGAAGUGGAAAUGGAGCAUGCAGAGGAGGGGGAAGCAGGUGGCGCUGAGGAGAUCGCAUCCAAAGAGAUGCGAUCCAAAACAGGAGAUGAAACUUCAACAGGCGAAAUGCAGCCAAGCUCAGCUUCCGAUAGUACUACACCAAAUUUGUCAGCACAGGUGCCAGCUUCUGCUCCUGGUAUCCCUUUUCCUCGCAAAAGAAUCAGCAGCAAAUCUCUGAAAGUUGGCAUGAUUCCUGCAUCUAAGAGGGUCUGCCUCAUAGAGGAACCAAAAGUUCAUGAACCUGUCAGAAUUGCUUAUGACAGACCCCGAGGCCGCCCAGUUACAAAGAAGAAGAAGAAACCAAAAGACUUAGACUUUUUACACAAGAAAUUAACAGUUAAGAAUGUGGGUUUCCAGAUGCUUCAGAAGAUGGGCUGGCAAGAAGGACGUGGUCUUGGUUCACAAGGAAAAGGAAUCAAAGAGCCUGUGAAAGUGGGUACUACCUCUGCAGGGGAGGGCUUGGGUGCUGCAGGGGAAGAAAAUAAAGAAGAUACAUUUGAUGUUUUCCGUCAAAGAAUGAUACAAAUGUACAGGCAGAAAAGAGCAAGUAAAUAGGUAUGUGCAAUGGACAAGUCUGGUUUAUGAAUUCCUGCAAACAUUAAAAUACUGCAGUUAAAAAAGCCUUCCUUUGAACAGAAGUGAAAGUGUUACUGUGUUUCCACAAAUGCAUCUGGGUUUUUAUUAUUUCAUGAAAAUCCAGAACUACUUUGGACUGCUGAAUUACCCAACAUCUUACUUUCUAGGUUUGACGCAAGAGACUCGUUUGCUAGAAAACGUGGACAUGCAAAAGCUGCUGUGUGAAAGGUUUUCGGCAUGCUGCCAGUAUGAAGAACACUUUGUGCUGUGGCAGUGAACUUGAAUACUAAUGUACCAAAAACAUUUUCCAAGAUUAAAGUUAGCCUUGCACUUAGAUGUGCAAGCUGACAACUUGGAUGUCAUCUUCUGAGGAAGAAACAACUGAUUUGCUCUCAGACGUGCCUGUUUACCUUUCUCUUUGGCCAAGAAUGCCUACUAUGUGACAAGAUGGUUUGCUCCAAACAAUGUAAGCAGCACAAAAAAUAUGAGCUGGAAAACCAAUCUGCUCCUUUCUCAGGCUGAGAAGAUUUUCAAAUUCAGAUCUCUUUGAGAGAUGGUUUUCCUCAGCACCAGAUGUUGCUUUAUUUUACUAAGCUUUUUUUGAAUGGCUGCAUCUUUUGAACUGCUGCUAUGAUCUGGACAAAGCAGUUCUUGAUAUUUUUUUCCAUUCAUAGAACAAUUUAAGAACAAAACCUUUUAAAAUAAGCAUGCAGGCAUGUAGGAAUCCAUGCCUACCUAUGUAGGACUAACAUAAUGAAUCCAUAUAAGAACACCCAACUGUACUGCCUAACAAAAAUUUCAGCUGCUCAGAUUUUCACUGUAACAAGCAAGCAGUACCAAUUUCAAGUGUACUUGUUUUUAUGUGAAUUUGCAGGUCUUGCUCAAUAAAAUCUUGUAUAGUUUCUUCCCCUCAAAGAAAUAAAUCUGCGAACAAGGUGUAACUUGGGUUCUGCAGAAGAUUGGAACUAUGUUUUAAAAUAGUAUUGGAAGUCAAAUAUAGAAGAUCUGGAAGCCGAAGAUCUGUUUUGUAAUCAGAGCAUCACUUUAGGGAGUCAGCUUAUUUCUAAUUCUAUUGAAUAUUGCUCUUCAGAAGUUCUUUGACUGCAAGACUCCAGGAAAAUGAAACAAAACCUGAAAUUGUUAAAGAACUUUGUAUUCCAUUGUUCUCUCUUUAAUUAAAUCAAAGAUGAGACUCCAGUAGUAUACUCUGUGCUUCAAUAACAAAAAAAAUGCAUUCUUGGUGAAGCAGUUCCGAAGAAAUGAUGGAAAACUUAGCAGUAGUAUUGGAGACAAAUGUUCAAGGUCUAGUUGAUCAUUUCGUCUUUCACCAGGUUUGCAUGUCAGUAAAGAAUCCAUGACUGGAUUGCUUGAAGUGACAAUUUAAUAAUAUCAGUUGCACUUUUUAGCCUGCUUCUUUUUCUCCAUCGUUACACUUCUAAAAAUAGUUGAGCCUUCACUUUUUUUAUGUGACAAUGGCAGAUUACUUCCUCUUGAAAGAGAAUUUGUCUUGAUCUGAUGUAUGUUUGGCUUACUCAGAGCGUGCAGGCUUGUUAAUGAUUUCAUCUGGCACUAUGCUGCUUGUAAUGCAGACAGCUUACGGUACAGUCAAUACAAGUACCUUACAGUAAAGCAGCAGUGUCUGGCAUUCCUAAAGGAUGAAUAUGCAAGAAAACUUGAUCUCUAGUUAUCAACUCACAUGUGCCUAUUGGGCAAAGGACAGUCAUCUCCUCCUUACAAAAAUAAAUAAACCUGCCAAUUGAAAUUGAAAUGGAGGGAGUAUCUUAAUUUUCAUUCUUUAGCACCAAAACCUUUCCAUUCCUGUAAAAUCAGUUUACUUAGUUUAUGAAAGCAAGAUUUCUCUUUCCUUUGUGUGUGUGUGUUUGUGUGUGUGUGUAAGCAAUAAGCUACGAUAUCAUGCCACAGUGUAACUUUUCUGGUCACUCAAUUUUAAUAGCUUGAAAGCACAUGGCUGCUAAAAACAGUAAAUAGCAGAUAUAGAAAUGAUUGUCAUGUUGGUACAGUUAAAUUUUUCCAUGAACGUCAUGCUUCUCCACCUUUACGUUACAAGAAGUUAGAGCAUUCAGGACCAUAAAUACAAAUGUAUUUUCUCAAAGCUUGCCUGAUUCAUCAUACUUUAUUCAAGAUAUUUGGUGAUACUACAAAGAUUUAUCCCAUAGGCUUUGCUUGGAAAUGUUUAGAAGCAUAAACAGCACAAUCAUGUUGGAGAAAGGCUGCCUUUAAGUUCAGCUGGUACAAUAUUUGGCAGUAUUACACUUACCUGAUAGGUCCCUAUUUGGAGAUGUUUUCCACUGCACUUUUUCCCUUUCCCAUGCUUAAUUGGACAUUGUGUUGAAUGCAAAAACGGAGUCUUUUUUUUUCGUCUUUUUUUUUUUAAAAGAGGAGUUCCACCAUUCAUGGUCUGUUGUAGAAUGAUGCUCUGGAACCAAUAGUGUUGAACCCAGAAUUAUUUCUCAUACCCACUAAUAUGGGUUUAACUUUCCUUUUAGUUUCAUUGAUGAAGCUGCCAUUGUUGCUGUUUUACAAUUAUUUUAUUUUAUUUUUUUUUCCCACAUGCUUCCAGUUCACCUCUUCUUUCACAUUUACAUUUUGGAAGAAAAUCUCUUGACUACAUGCUGUGCUAUUUGCAGAAAAAGACACAAAUCAGUGUGUGGCUUCACACUAUGUUGGGAUGGAUUUUCUCAGCCCCCUCGACCCUGAUCACCAUUCUGGGCUGUUCUGGUUUAAACAGAUUGGGCACAGUACCUUUUGGGGUACAUUUGCUGAACACCUACUUAUCCAGUCUGGAAAAAUUCAGUAUCCAGAUUGGAAAAUGGUACAUUCCCUGCUGAUUUCAACUCAAUUUAGAGCAAUUUCCUUGAGUAUUAUGCACUCUUGAAAAUGAAUGUGAACAGUAGUUCCUAAGGGAAUCUUAAUCUGCUGCCCUGGAUAACUGUAGUAUGGUCAAUCUUUCUUGUGCCAAACUUUAAUUUUGGACAAGAUAUCAGCAGAGCAGCACUGGUGCUAAGAUUCCAGUGUUGCUCUCAAGUGGGUUUCUGUGUACCACUUUUAUCUUGUUUUACCAAGAGAUGACCUUACUCUCCUUUUGCAAAAGGAAUUCCCCUCCCCCCUUUAUUUUAACCUGCUUUUGCAGGCAGCUCUGAUUUGAAAAUUUAAAUACAGGUACAUAUGUGAAACAUUGUGCAGAUACAUUGCCUUGUUUACUAGUUUCUUUUCUGUUAUUUUAGUUUCCAGGCUCUCUUCCAUGAAGACUACAAGCAUCAGUGAACAUUUUAACUAACUUCAGUGGUGUGUCUGCUGUCUUUUGGUUGUUUUUACUGUUUGAUGAUCUUGUAGAGCAAUUUGCUAGUUUUUGUUCUGUGCAAAUUGGCAGUAGUGCUAAGCUAGUAAUAAAUGCUUAUAUUAUUGGAUAACUGAAGUUUCUUUUUAGUACAAAUAAAUAUGUUAGCAUUGUUAAUCUUUUUAAAAUCUGCAAUAAAUGUAGAGGUAAACAGUU
Chelonia mydas (Green sea turtle) is the source of this 6928-nucleotide messenger RNA. It is a transcript of the gene SUGP2, whose product is annotated as SURP and G-patch domain containing 2. The record is from RefSeq and is a predicted model, not a curated record. Gene Ontology annotation, biological process: RNA processing. Gene Ontology annotation, cellular component: nucleoplasm. Gene Ontology annotation, molecular function: RNA binding. The coding region runs from base 25 to 3393 and encodes 1122 amino acids. The transcript is spliced from 11 exons. NCBI's taxonomy places the organism in Eukaryota, Metazoa, Chordata, Testudines, Cheloniidae.